GGAGAGUUCUUUCUGCCACUGGGUGGGCGUCACAUGCAGCCGCCGCCGACAGAGGGUCACUGGACUGUCACUGCCAUACAGAUCCCUCCAUGGACCGAUCACUCCUCUCUUGGAUAUCUCCUUCUAGGUGAAAAUAGCCUAUCAGGUGCCAUUCCUCCUAGCCUAGGAAACCUGGCAGGGCUUAAGGUCUUUGAUUUACGGCACAACCAACUCUCGGGCCAGAUACCUCCAGGGUUGUUGCUGCAUCUGAACAACCUUAAGGAGAUUUAUCUACAAAGAAAUUAUUUGAGUGGGCAAAUACCACCUUAUCUGUUCAACAACACUCCUUCCUUGAGGUACCUCAAAUUUGGAAACAAUAGUCUAUCAGGUCCUAUACCAGAUGCUGUUGCCUCCCUGCCCAUACUUGAGAUCUUAGACAUGCAGUACAAUAAGCUUUCCAGCCUAGUGCCAGAAGCUAUCUACAAUAUGUCUAGACUACACGUCAUGGCACUCGCUGGCAAUAGGAACCUAACCGGGCCAAUACCAAGCAAUCAAACAUUCAGCCUCCCUAUGUUGCAAUUUAUAUCUCUCGCACAAAACAGAUUUACUGGUCAAUUUCCAAAAGGUAUUGCAUCAUGCCAAUACUUGAGAGAGAUUUAUUUGCAUACCAAUUCUUUUAUGGAUGUUGUGCCAACAUGGCUAGCUAAAUUGACACACCUUGAAAUAGUUUCCUUGGGGGGAAAUGACCUCAUUGGUUCAAUCCCACAUGUUCUUAGCAAUCUCAGCAGUCUUACAGUACUAGAGCUCUCUUUUGGCAACUUGAAAGGAAAUAUUCCACCAGAAAUAGGAAAACUCCAGAAACUUUCAUAUUUGCUUCUUAUGGAUAAUCAACUGUCUGGCUCAGUACCGCCAACACUUGGAAAUAUUGUUGCUUUGAAAAAGCUUGUUCUAUCACACAACAAAUUAGAGGGGGGCAUGGGCUUCUUGUCCGCUCUUUCUGGAUGUAGACAACUUGAACGCCUUAUCCUGAACUAUAAUUCUUUCAUAGGUGCCCUUCCAGACCAUGUGGGGAAUCUCUCAACAAAGUUAAUUAGUUUCAUUGCAAAUCAAAAUAAUUAACAGGUAGGCUUCCAUCAACAAUUUCAA
Messenger RNA from Triticum dicoccoides, 1125 nucleotides. RefSeq names its product probable inactive leucine-rich repeat receptor kinase XIAO. Lineage: Eukaryota; Viridiplantae; Streptophyta; Magnoliopsida; Poales; Poaceae. The transcript is spliced from 2 exons. The record is from RefSeq and is a predicted model, not a curated record. Gene Ontology annotation, molecular function: protein binding. The coding region runs from base 34 to 1098 and encodes 354 amino acids.